ACCUGCCCAAGAAAUUGUUUCACUGCGCCGCCUGUCGUGCCCCCCUCAAACCUCCAGUGUUCAAGGUACUCCUCUCCUCCUACAUUCGAAUCAGCUCCUCAAAUCACCGUGAGAAAUAAAGGAUUGCAGUGCGACAAGGAGCAUUUCGUGUGCUGCGCCUGCGGCGGCGACGGAGCCACCAAGCACUGCGGUCCAUGCGGGCAUGACGUCUCCUACACCCACUCAGCCUUCAUGGACGGCGUGGUCGGCGCCUACAAGGUGCCGUGCACGUACAAGCACCACGGCUGCGCGAGCUCCAUCGUGUACCACGCGGCGGCGGAGCACAAUGACAAGUGCGCGCACGCGCCCUGCUACUGCUUCGAGUGCACGCCACCGUUCGAGGGCUCGCCGGCGCAACUCCUGCGACACCUCACUGCGCCGUCCGGCAAACACUCCUGGCCCAUGGACAAGAUCAAGUACGAGUCGAGCUAUCCGUUCGCCGUGCAGGCGCCGUCGGGGGAGUACCGCUGCUUGCUGGUCGGGGAGGACGGCUGUGUGUUCCUCCUGGCCGUGGGCGCUAGCAGAGGCCCGACCGGCCGCCGCCCCGUGAAUGUGGUGUGCGUCAGGGCCAACACCGACGCCGACACGAGGCCGGUGUACACGGGCGUGCUCUGGGUGGAUGGUCCUCCAGCACCAACGGGCCAACUCAUGUGCACCUUCCGGCACCAAGCGACCAUGGCGAGCUGCUCCGUCCCGGGCGAGGUGGACAUGGAACAGGGCUGGCUCCAUGCGCAUGUCAACCCGAGCAUGCUGCACGGAGAGUCCGGCGAGGUUCAUUUGCGCCUCCGUAUCACCAAGUUUCCGUGAAUGAACUCCAGUUAUUUAUCACUCCUCACUCGCCAUAUAUGCUGGGAGUUUGAUCUCUGCAUCAUUUUGCUCUGUUUUGGCUCUAGAUGAACUCCAGUUAUUAUGAACUACUAAUGUAAGGAGAAACCCCAGUAUGAACUACAGUUAAUGUUGGGAGUGUGUUUGCCCCUUGUUCAGCAUUUGUGUUCAACGAUGGAGUGGUUUUGACA
Molecule: messenger RNA, 1055 nt
Organism: Hordeum vulgare subsp. vulgare (domesticated barley)
Lineage: Eukaryota; Viridiplantae; Streptophyta; Magnoliopsida; Poales; Poaceae
Exons: 1
Molecular function (GO): zinc ion binding
Source: RefSeq, a predicted model, not a curated record